AGAACAACAGAAAAUCUAACACAAACGUACAAAUACAAAUACAAAAUAUUGUUCAAAAGCUCCGGCUAGAUUAACUGUAAUAACAUCGACAACAUUAACAAUAAUUGCGUUAUAAUUUCGUCGUAAUAGCGCGUAAAUUGUCGGCGGACGUCGUGACAUAUGUCAAUAUGAGCUUUCUCAGUUCGAUGCAACAGUAUGUAACCAGUAGCAUUUCAAGUCUCGGAUUAGGUAAUCGUCGUUUCUCUUUGUCACGUCAAGAGUCCACAGAGCAGCCACAAAAUGUCAAUACUACAACGACCAGCUCGUUUACGCCUAUACCUACACCACACAUACAAAGUUUGGGCGGCACAGGCAGCGGUGGUAGCAGUAGUAGUAGUAGUAUCUUCAGUGUUGUAGCACCGUCAGUGGCCAGUGGCAGCGGCAUUAGCAGUUAUCCAGCGGGUGGUGUAGUCAUUGGAAAUCCAAAUGCCACAAAUCCAUUAUUGGGUUAUCCUAAAGUAAUACCUACACCGGGUACACCGGUUUUAAGUAUUGUACCUCCUUUAUUACCGCCAGCUCCAGCAUCGGCUAAUUCUACGCCAUUAAGUCAACGAAGACAAUCUCGUGCUCUGGAAUGUUUAGUUCCUCCGCGUACCGGUUCAUUUCGCCAGCGUAAUUCGCCUUUACACCAAACAGAUCCACCUCCUCGUCCGCCAUUGGCUUUCUGCAAACGCCGUCUAUCAUGGCCCGAAGUGGAUCCACGUUCAAAUUCAGGCGUGCAGGAGACAGAUGGUUCCUAUUUUGAGAAUUUCACAUCGUUAGGAUGGAAACGUGAAAACCGUCGUAUGUCAGCUACACGUGCCGCCGAAGCACGUGCCGAAGCGAAUCCGGAAAAUGAACGUGAUAUACCUGUACCAAGCAAUGAAGAAUCUCUGGAUAUACAGGAAGAGAAAGAGAAACUAUAUGUGGAUGUAUUGAAUACCAUAGUUAAUACGGUGGGUGCACCGGCACCAGGUGGGCAGUAUACUCACUACAAAGAUGAAAUGUAUUUGCAUGCUCAACGAGCAUUCGGCAUAAAUCCGGAUCGUCAUUAUCGUUUAUUACACGCCACCGAAGAGAAACCUAAGGUUAUUGUCUUAACGGUGGUAGUUAUCGAGGCUGAGGGCCUAGAAGCGAAAGAUGCGAACGGAUUUUCAGAUCCGUAUUGCAUGUUGGGAAUACAACCAGAUGGUGGCCCACCCGUAUCACCGUUACCACUGCCACCGACACCGCGUGCUCUCUCAGCUGAUAUGAGCGGUUUCGAUAAUAACGCCACCGAUUCACCGCCUCACCGCAAACACAGUUUUCGUUUGAGUUUUAAAAGACGAGAGGGUGCCCGUCGGGAACAGCGUGAUUCAUUAGGCGGUCCGGUGCCAGCAAAGUUUAUUUGUGCCACUUCCAUUAAACCGCACACAUUAAAUCCCAAAUGGAAUGAGAAAUUUAAGUUCGACAUUGAUGAAAUAAACACGGACACUUUUCAUUUGGACAUUUGGGAUCAUGAUGACGAGAGUUGUGUCUUGGAUGCGGUAUCACGUUUGAAUGAGGUGCGAGGUGUACGCGGUUUGGGGCGGUUUUUUAAACAAGUGUGUCAGUCAGCCCGUCAGGGGUCACAAGAUGAUUUUCUCGGUAGCGUUAAUAUACCGAUUGCGGAUAUACCAUCAACCGGUCUGGAAUGUUGGUUUAAAUUGGAAGCACGUAGUCACCGUAGCACUGUGCAAGGACGUAUACGACUUAAAUUAUGGUUAUCAACACGUGACGGGCAAACUAGUGAUUUAGGUGAUGGUAUCGGUGAAAGGGAUAACAGUGCGGAGGUGAAUAAAAUUGAACAAUUACAUACGGUGUUUAUGCAGCAUGAAAUAGCCACACAUGAACCCUCAUGGACGUGGAACGGAGAGCUGCCAGGUCCAGCCUUGACGAUACUCCAUCAAAUGGCUGUACAGGCAGACUUGCUCGAACUACAUUGUGUGAUAGCAAGAUUUGUAGCAGCUGCCAAAUUAAAUCGUAAUACACCAUUGGAUCCGAAAUUUAUGCAUCGCCUAUUAACGGAGGUGGAAAAACAGUGGAAUUCUUCCUGUCCGGAACAACUGACACGUGAACUGGAGCAAUGGCUGGCGGAGGCUAUGAAUGGUUUUGUGGAACGUUCGCUUAAUCAAAUACGUCGUCAUCGUGAUAUUUUCCCCGCUUUACAUCCUCCCUCUCUAAUACGCCUUGAGUUUCUUUUAAGAUGCCUCGGAUUGUUGGGCUCAAUGCGCGCUUUUCGCGUUGUCUGCCCCUUCAAUAAGGGUGUUCGCGGUGAAGUGGUCAAUGCUCUGCGAAAAGGCUCGAUAACUUGGGGCCAGAAUAUAUUGCGCGAUGGUCAAACUUUACCAAAUCCAUUGGCACAUUUUGUUACUAUCCUAACGGCGGAUAUACAAGUGGGACAAUCCUAUUAUCAUUCUUUAUUUGACAACACGAACGGCAUUCAAUAUUUUACGAUAAUUUAUAAGCAAUUCGAUGCUAUGAUCGGUGACGAAGUGUAUAGUCGUAUGGAAUUGGGACAAGUGCCGGGUGUGCGAUUAAAUUUGGCUCAUUACACAGUGCUGGAAGGCGAGAGCGAUUCCAUUGAUGUUAAACCAUUCGAUUUGUUUUUGGCUCUUCAGGAAUUCUCUCAAUUGAAACGGUUUCUUUCGGCUCAACCUCAACCACCUGAAAAACCUUUGGCGUUGGCUCAAUAUCAUCUAUGGUUUAUACCUACGUUUGAACGUUGGAUGAUGGUUAGUAAAGCCAAAGCCUUGCAGCGUAUCCGCGCGGCGAUACGUUUAGAUGCAAUUUGUGAGGGUGAUCGGGUUGUGCGCUAUAGUUCAUCGUCGGUGGAUACAGCCUCGGUAUUAGUGAAUAUUAGAGAGUUUUGGAAGAAUAUGAUGUGGCCGGACGAAGAGACUGGUAUUAUGUUAGAAUCGCAACUAGUUGAUGUUGUAUGCGCAACGGCCAUGCAUUAUUGUGAUUUGAUACAUACAGCUUUGGCUGAUAGUGGUUACUAUGAGCAACAAGGUCCCUUUCGUUGCUCGGACGAUAUGUGUGUUACAGUCAAUAAUCUAGAAUAUGUACGCUGUUCUUUGGCAGGAUUUCGUUCGGAUGAGAAUCCUUUAGAAGAGAUCGCUGAUAACUUGUUGGAAACUAGUUUAGCUCAUAUGGAGAACCGUUGCGAGCGUAUACUCUCGAAAUUGGCUCCGCUUAUGCAAACAUCUUUACAAAAGGCCGUUUUUCAUUUAGCUUGGUCUCCCGAUUCAUUGCCCGCCAACCAGGCUAUAGUCCCACUCUUGGAAUAUCUAGACUCUCACUUGGGCGCUUUAAAUAGCGCAUUAUUGCCUAAGAAUUUUAAUCGUGCUUUACGUUUUAUAUGGAAAACCGUUUUAAGCGAAAUGUCGCGUCAAAUGGAGACUGGUGAUGAAUCCGAGAAGCCAUCAAAUUUCCAUAAACGUCUCUAUGAAGCUUUACAAUUAUUAGUGGAUUUCUUUCAUGCCGAAAGUCAAGGUUUAUCUAUGGACUGUUUGCAUUCAGAUGAUUUUUGGCGCAUUGAACAACGCUUACAGUUUCAUAAAACUGAGACUUUGCGUUUGAUCGACAUGUUUUAUAUGAAUCGUUUAAGGGAACAAAUAAUGGCCAAUUUACCAGGUCCAUACGGUGCUGUUGUGGUCAGAGCAUAUUUUAAUCACGAUUCGCUUUGUGUCGAAGUUUUGCACGCUCGCGAUAUUGUCCCAUUAGAUCCUAACGGUUUCAGUGAUCCAUUCGUUAUAAUCGAACUUUUCCCACGACGUGUAUUUGCUCACUGCUUAGAGCAGCAAACCAAUGUCCAUAAGAGAACCUUAAAUCCUGUUUUUGAUGAAUGUUUUGAGUUUUCUGUUACUUUGGAACAAUGCCAAACUGAAGGCGCUAUGAUUUGUUUCACCGUUAUGGAUCAUGAUGUGUUAACGGCCAACGAUUUCGGCGGUGAGGCCUUUCUUGCAUUGGGGACUAUACCUGGCGUUGCUGAUUACAGUAGCAGUGUUGAAAAUUUCCAUGGCUUGAAACAAAUCGAAUUACCUUUAAUGCAGCAACGCGAUAAAAAUAAUCCCAUUCUACAGAUAUUGGAAUUGCGUGUUAACGAUAAACUGGCUCAGGAUUUUGUGCGCAAACAAAAGGCACGAAGUAUUCAGUAAAUUACAAAAAAAAAAAUAGAAAACGGGAGGAGAAUGACUAGAGCAUCAGUAAUAACAAUUGUAUUGGAAGGGAGGUAAAUUGUCGGGGAAAUGAAAAAUGAAAAGAAUUCUUGUGACCUAUAAAUACAAUCAAAAUAAAUGCACGAAGGUAUGUGUGAUUAACUAACAGUUAGGUAUGUUAAGUAAUCAAGUAUUAAACUUUAAUUGAGCAUAAGAAUAUAAGAAGAUCAAGACGACAACACAAUAUUAAUGAAAGCAUUGUGCAUUUGGCGUGAAGGGUAAGACGAGAAGAGAAAAGAAAACCGAAGAAGAGAAAUGAAAAGAAAAGAAAGGAAGAAGAAAAAAA
Molecule: messenger RNA, 4542 nt
Organism: Glossina fuscipes
Lineage: Eukaryota; Metazoa; Arthropoda; Insecta; Diptera; Glossinidae
Gene: unc-13-4A
Product: BAI1-associated protein 3
Exons: 10
Coding region: 168-4196 (1342 amino acids)
Source: RefSeq, a predicted model, not a curated record